Trachymyrmex septentrionalis is the source of this 1791-nucleotide messenger RNA. Its product is annotated as probable cytochrome P450 6a14. Gene Ontology annotation, molecular function: heme binding; oxidoreductase activity, acting on paired donors, with incorporation or reduction of molecular oxygen; iron ion binding. The record is from RefSeq and is a predicted model, not a curated record. NCBI's taxonomy places the organism in Eukaryota, Metazoa, Arthropoda, Insecta, Hymenoptera, Formicidae. The coding region runs from base 267 to 1772 and encodes 501 amino acids. The transcript has 6 exons.
AUGAAUCCCGAACAUAUACCGUUUCCACAAUUCAUCGUGACAUACUUUAUUUUGCGUUUCGUCAUGCUAGAGCAUCCUCUUAUAAUUUCGCUCGAUCUAGACACCAGUUAGUAUUAAUCUCGAACUUACACUUCCGAGCUAAUAUAAGUUCACUUAUAAGCGCUAACACUCAAUACGGCAACAUCACCAAUAUAUAAUUACAUCGUAUUGCCAUCCGCAAUCAGUGAAAUUUAUUCGUGAUAAUCGAUUGACGAAUGUGUUGAAAAAUGGAUUCUUUUGAAAUUCUAUGCGGCAUUGCCGCAGUAAUUCUUUUUCUUUACUAUUUUCUCACGUUGACUUUUGACUUUUGGAAGUCACGAGGCGUUCCUGGUCCACGACCGAUACCGGGAUUUGGCAAUUUUAAAGAUGUUAUGUUUACGAAGAUAUCCCCAGGUGAUUAUUUGACAAAAAUAUAUAACACUUACAAAGAUGAACCAUUAGUCGGGAUAUUCAGCAGGAAGACACCCAUUCUUAUUAUAAAAGAUCUAAAUUUAAUUAAGGAUGUUCUUAUCAAAGAUUUUACUAAAUUUGCUGAUAGAGGACUUCCCAUUUUUGAUAAGACUGAACCGUUAUCGCAACAUCUUUUUUCUUUGGAACCAAAAAGAUGGCGACCGUUGAGAACAAAUCUGUCACCUGUUUUUACAUCUGGUAAACUAAAGGAAAUGUUCUCUUUAAUGUCAAAAUGUGCUGACCACUUGAUCCAAUAUAUGGAAAAAAUAUCAAGCAAGAAUGAACCUGUAGAAUGCCGUGAAUUGUCGGCCAAAUAUACGACUGAUGUUAUCGGUAACUGUGCCUUCGGCAUCGAGAUGAAUGCACUGUCGAAUGAAGAAAGCGAAUUUCGUAGAAUGGGAAGAAAAGUAUUCGCUUUGACUUGGACAAGUAUAUUACGAACAAGAAUUAGACAAAUAUCUCCGUGGUUUUACAAUAAGCUCGGUUACGUUCUGCCAUAUACAGAUGUUACUAGAUUUUUUACACGCGUUAUCACAGAAAACAUAAAUUACAGAGAAACGAAUAAUGUUAUUAGGAAUGAUUUUAUCGAUAUGUUGCGCGAAUUAAAAAAACAUCCAGACAAAUUUGGUGAUUUUGAUUUGACAGACAGUUUAAUAACAUCUCAAGCAUUCGUAUUUUUCAUUGCUGGCUUUGAAACUUCGUCGACGACUAUUAGCAACGCGCUCUAUGAGUUAGCAUUAAAUCAGAAAAUACAAAACAUUCUGCGUGAAGAAAUUGACCAAGUUUAUGCAAAAUAUGAUGGAGAUUUCAUAUAUGACAAUAUUAAAAAAAUGAGUUAUUUAGAUAAAGUUUUCAAAGAAACCUUACGAAAGUAUCCAGUAGUGACAUUUCUUAUGAGGCAAUCCAUAACGAGUUAUACUUUCGAUGGUACCAAAGUUAAUAUACCGGAAGGUCAAAAGGUAUGGAUUCCUGUUUAUGCAAUUCAUCGAGAUCCAAGUAUUUAUCCAAAGCCAGAUGUUUUUGAUCCAGAAAGAUUUAGUGAUGACGCUAUGCAAAGCAGACAUCCAAUGUCUUACCUACCUUUCGGGGACGGGCCAAGGAAUUGUAUUGGUUCUCGCUUCGCUAUUUAUCAGAGUAAAGUUGGACUUGUAAAAAUAUUACGAAAUUACAAAAUCGAGACUUGCGAUAAAACUCCAAUACCUUACAUAAACAAUCCUAAGGCAUUUCUAUUAGCACCAAAAGACGGAUUAUAUUUAAAAAUAAUUAAAAUUAAUCGGACUUAGUUUUUUUUUAAUUAUUUAU